AUGACCAUGAUAUUCGUCAACUUGAUAUAUUUCGUUACUGUUACGGCUACGUUAGGAUCAAUUUAUGUUAUUGGACUUGUUACCUAUCGAUUAUUCUUUCACCCUCUAGCUAAGUAUCCGGGUCCAUUUAUAGCCAAGAUCACAGAUGCCUACCAAUUAUAUCACGCCUGGAAAGGAGACCGACACCUGGAGUUCUGGCGAUUACACGAGAAAUAUGGAAAGGUCGUGCGGUUUGGACCUAACAGCGUCUCCUUCAACUCGAACACUGCCCUGAAGGAUAUCUACGGAUUUAAAUCCAACGUGCGCAAGGCCGAGUUCUACGAUGCCUUCGUACAUCCGGCAUCUAAUACUCACAACACGAGAGAUAAAGCUCUGCAUGCCCGGAAGAGGCGCGUCCUCUCGCAGGCGUUCUCGGACGGAGCUGUCAAGGAGAUGGAGAGGUACAUCCUAGCCAAUGUGCGAUCCUUCUGCGAGCAGAUCGGCCUCGGCGCGAGCGACGAGCAAAAGGGAUGGACCGUAGCCAAGAACAUGGCCGACUGGUGCAAUUACCUUGCCAUGGACAUCCUCGGUGAUUUGUGCUUCGGGAAAGCCUUCCACAUGCUAGAAAAGCCCGAUAAUCGAUAUGCGCUUGAGUUAGUGUCGCUUGCUACCACGAGGCACCUCAUCUGCGGAACCAUGUCUGCCGUCGGCAAGCUUCACCUCGAUAAGAUCCUGUUCCGCAGAAUUGCGACCGGCCGAGCGAAGUACAUGGCAUACAGCAAGGCCCAGCUUGCGGAGCGCACUAAGUUAGGCGAUGAUACGGACCGUCGCGAUUUCUUCUACCAUCUGCUUAAAGCACGGGACCCCGAAACCGGACAGGGAUUUGCGAUGACCGAGUUAUGGGGAGAAUCAAAUCUGCUGAUCAUCGCAGGAAGCGACACAACAUCGACCGCGAUGGCGGCAACGUUGUUCUAUCUGGUCCGUAAUGAAGUGGCAUUGCAAAAAGCGAGCCAAGAAGUGCGGGCGAAAUUUAGCGACGUAGAAGAGGUCUGUCAAGGCCCAGCGCUAAACUCGUGUACCUACCUCCGGGCGUGCAUCGACGAAGCCAUGCGUAUGUCUCCCUCGGUAGGCGGAAUCCUGCCUCGCGAAGUCCUGAAAGGCGGGAUCACAAUUGACGGGGAGUUUAUACCCGAAGGGAUUGUCGUUGGCACUCCUCAUUAUACCGUUCAUCACAAUCCGGCGUACUACCCGCGUCCGUUCUCGUACACGCCAGAGCGCUGGAUCGAGGGCUCGCGUAAGGCCGUUGGAGAAUUAGGCGGAAGCAAUGUGACAGCGCAAGACGUAUCGCUGGCGCAGAGCGCUUUCUGCCCCUUCUCCAUCGGGCCCCGAGGGUGUAUAGGAAAGGGCCUUGCUUAUAUUGAGAUGAUGACGACGUUGGCUAGAACGCUAUAUAUGUACGAUUUGCGCAAGUCGGCCGGCUUUGAUCCGGCCGAGGGCAAUCCUGAUCUUGAAUGGGGUCGACGACGCGUGGAUGAGUUCCAGCUGAUCGAUCAAUUCACGAGCUUGAAAGACGGUCCUAUGGUUGAGUUUAGGAAGCGUAUUUAA
Messenger RNA from Daldinia childiae, 1584 nucleotides. RefSeq names its product Isotrichodermin C-15 hydroxylase. The transcript is spliced from 4 exons. NCBI's taxonomy places the organism in Eukaryota, Fungi, Ascomycota, Sordariomycetes, Xylariales, Hypoxylaceae. Gene Ontology annotation, molecular function: monooxygenase activity; oxidoreductase activity, acting on paired donors, with incorporation or reduction of molecular oxygen; heme binding. Bases 1 to 1584 code for a protein of 527 amino acids. The record is from RefSeq and is a predicted model, not a curated record.